Folsomia candida is the source of this 585-nucleotide messenger RNA. Its product is annotated as cytochrome c oxidase subunit 7A2, mitochondrial. Gene Ontology annotation, biological process: mitochondrial respirasome assembly; regulation of oxidative phosphorylation; mitochondrial electron transport, cytochrome c to oxygen. The transcript has 4 exons. Bases 153 to 425 code for a protein of 90 amino acids. Lineage: Eukaryota; Metazoa; Arthropoda; Collembola; Entomobryomorpha; Isotomidae. The record is from RefSeq and is a predicted model, not a curated record.
UUGUUAUUGACGGGGAAACAAGAGAUCAAUGUAAUGAGAUCAAUGACUUCGUUUUUCAAUAAUUUUCUGGCUAAACUGAAAUUGAAAAGUUUCUGAAAUUUUGAUCUACUUAUUAUUUGUUUGAACCCACCUUUGCACCCACAAAAUUUAGCAUGAAUCGGCUUGCCGUGCAAUGUUUCCGCCUAGGUCAACGACAACUUGGGACUUCUGCCCCACGCCAAGCCGUGAAAGGGGAGGUGCACCCAGGAUACAAAAAGAUUAAGGAAAAGUAUGCCCAUUUCCAGAUUGACGACGGAACACCCAUCCACUUGAAGGGAGGUCCUUUCGAUCGUGUUCUCUACUAUGCAACCAUGGUCGGUUGUGGGAUUGGAGUUGCUGGUUGUUUCGAGUACAUUUAUCGGGCCUCGUUCCCAAAGAAGGAUUAAAUUCUGUUCGAGUAGUUCAUAAUAAUUGUCAUUUGUUCCGAAAAAUGUAAAAAUUCCAUAUUGUUGAUUCCACUUUACUACUAGUAAAUAUAUUUGUGAUGGAUGAAUUAAGGGACCAAUUGAUUUGACGACAGUAGAUAAUAAAUAUGAAGUAGUUUAA